AUGGCGCCCAAGUCUCUCCUCGCCGUCAACGCCGGAUCUUCCUCGGUGAAGAUCACCUUCUUUACGCUUGAGAAGCCUCCCCGGACGAUAGCAGACGCGCAGAUUUCAGGGAUCACGGCGCCUCCCGCCCAGCUCAAGUAUACACGCGGACCGGGAUCGUCGACGCAUAAGGAAGAGCUGGAGGAACGGCUGGAGACGCCGCAGGAUGCGUUCAAGGCGCUGCUGAAGCGCUGCUUCACAGACCGCGAGCUCUCCGAGGUGGCCAGCGCAGAGGAUCUGGCGUAUAUCUGCCACCGCGUGGUUCACGGGGGGGAUUACCGGGAUGCCGUUGAGAUCACGGAUGAAACGUACCACUAUCUCGAGGAGGUGGAGGAUCUUGCACCUUUGCAUAAUUUCUCUGCACUGGAGAUUGUACGCAUGUGUCGCAAAGAACUCCCUCACGUCAAGAGCAUCACCUUCUUCGACUCGGCCUUCCACCAGACCCUACCGGAGCAUGUACGGACUUACCCGAUCGACCCCAAGGUCGCAAAAGCCAACAAGCUGCGCAAGUACGGCUUCCACGGGAUCAGCUACUCGUUCAUCCUGCGCUCUGUGGCGGCGUUUCUCGACAAACGCGUCGACCAGACAAAUCUUAUUGCGAUGCAUCUUGGGAGCGGAGCCUCUCUGUGUGCGAUCAGAGAAGGAAGAUCGAUUGAUACUUCGAUGGGACUUACACCUUUGGCUGGGUUACCUGGUGCGACUCGCAGUGGGGACAUUGAUCCUUGUCUUGUGUUCCACUAUACCAACGAAGCAGGCAAUCUCAGUCCCACGAGCACGAAAGCAAUGCACAUCAGCAUGGCGGAGGAGAUUCUGAAUAAAAAGUCCGGGUGGAGGGCACUCACGGGCACGACGGAUUUCUCGCAGAUAGCCGUGGCGGAGCCGCCGUCCGCGGCACACAAGCUGGCGCUGAAGAUCGUGGAGGACCGCCUCGUGGGGUUUAUCGGCAACUACUUUGUCAAGCUCGAGGGCCAGGUGGACGCCCUGGUGUUUGCGGGCGGGAUCGGCGAGAAGAGCGCCCUCUUGCGCCGGCGGGUGGUGGAGAGGGUGCGCUGUCUGGGCUUCACGGUUGAUAGGGAUGCCAAUGAGGCCGAGAUGUCUGGGGAUCGGGUCAUUGAUAUCUCUGGGGCUGACGUUGGGAGUCGGAGAGUCUUGGUUUGCCAGACCAAUGAGCAGUUUGAAAUGGCAUACCAGUGUCUGGAACAGAGACGAUAG
This is a messenger RNA of Penicilliopsis zonata CBS 506.65, 1251 nucleotides long. RefSeq lists its product as hypothetical. The record is from RefSeq and is a predicted model, not a curated record. Bases 1 to 1251 code for a protein of 416 amino acids. Gene Ontology annotation, molecular function: acetate kinase activity. Gene Ontology annotation, biological process: phosphorylation; acetate metabolic process. Lineage: Eukaryota; Fungi; Ascomycota; Eurotiomycetes; Eurotiales; Aspergillaceae. The transcript has 6 exons.